This is a messenger RNA of Capsicum annuum, 654 nucleotides long. RefSeq names its product inactive protein RESTRICTED TEV MOVEMENT 1-like. Bases 4 to 579 code for a protein of 191 amino acids. Gene Ontology annotation, molecular function: carbohydrate binding. NCBI's taxonomy places the organism in Eukaryota, Viridiplantae, Streptophyta, Magnoliopsida, Solanales, Solanaceae. The transcript has 2 exons. The record is from RefSeq and is a predicted model, not a curated record.
AUUAUGGAGAUGAUAAAGGUUUCUGCAAGGGCAGGGCAAGUAAAGAAGGGAGCUGGGACAGGGAGUAAUGUUUGGGAUGAAAAAGGAAGAUUUAAAAUAGCAAAGAUUUUUAUGUCUCAUGGUACCCAUCUUAUUCAGUCAAUUCAAUUCUUGUUUGUUGAUGACAAUGGACACUUUGUUUUAUCAGAAAAUCAUGGUCCUGAGCAUGGUUAUAACUUCAUCACGGUUGUAUUGGACUAUCCAUCAGAAUUUAUUACUGGGAUAAAAGGUACCUACUAUAGUAAUUAUAAUGGUUUGAGAUCAAUAAUUUUUUACACCAACAAAGGCACCCACGGACCAUAUGGCCGCAAUGUUGAAUCCGAGGUCUGCAAUGUAUUCAACCUUCCAAUAGGUAAAGAUUGUUCUUUUGCUGGAUUUUAUGGCAUUCACAAUGGUAUACUCAUUGAAGAUAUUGGCAUGUAUGUGAAGCCCACCACAUCUUCUAUGAUUGAGUCCGGGGACGCAUCUAUUAAGACCCGUGAAAAAAAUGAUACGUAUAAAAGAUGCAAAGUCAUAGACAAACAGAUAUGGGACGAUUGAGUUCGAGGCGUCAGUAUAGAUUUCUAAUUUCUUUUAUUUGUUUAUCGAUUUUUACUUUUUAAAGUGAAUCUUAGU